Molecule: messenger RNA, 7806 nt
Organism: Ictidomys tridecemlineatus (thirteen-lined ground squirrel)
Lineage: Eukaryota; Metazoa; Chordata; Mammalia; Rodentia; Sciuridae
Source: RefSeq, a predicted model, not a curated record
AAGCUAAGUCAUGAAAUAACUGUUAUGUGAUUGUUACAAGCUAUCUAGGAUUCAAAGGUCUCAACUAUAAGGUCGAAAUAUUAUUUCAAAAAGGCAAAGAUACUCGAUCGUUGUAAAACAACAACAACAAAAAAUCCACUAGCCAUUCUUUCAAUUGAAGUGAUGAAGCCUAAAGAAUUCAUAUAGCAAAAUGGAGAAAAUCAGAAGACCAGCCAUCUAAAAAUUCUCUACUGGUGAAGUGAUGAAGAACAUUCACUGGCUUUUCCUGAAAUUUGUCAAUUUUGUGACUCUUGGCUGCAUAUGGAUUUCUGUGGUGCAGUGUACAGUUUUAAACAGCUGCCUGAAGUCGUGUGUUUCCAGCCUGGCAAGGCAGCUUGACAUUGGCACACCAUACAACCUGAGUGAACCAAAUGAUACCUAUGCCACCAUUUGUGAGGCUGUGUCCAAGCUCUCUUUUGAGGUGGAGUCCCUGCAUCCUUUCACUGAAUAUAUUUUUCGAGUGGUUUGGAUCUUCACAGCCCAGCUGCAGUUGUAUUCUCCCCCAAGUCCCAGUUACAGGACACAUCCUUAUGGAGUUCCUGAAACUGCUCCAUUCAUUAAGAAUAUUGAAAGUUCAAGUCCGGAUACUGUGGAAGUCAGCUGGGCUCCACCCCAAUUCCCAGGUGGACCUAUUUUGGGUUAUAACUUAAGGUUGAUCAGCAAAAACCAAAAACUAGAUUCAGGAACACAGAGAACCAGUUUCCAGUUUUACUCUACUUUACCAAAUACCACCUACAGGUUUUCUAUUGCAGCAGUAAAUGAAGUUGGUGAAGGGCCAGAAGCAGAAUCUAGUAUUACCACAUCAUCCCUAGCAGUUCAAGAAGAGGAACAGUGGCUCUUUUUAUCCAGAAAAACUUCUCUAAGAAAGAGAUCUUUAAAGCACUUAGUAGAUGAAGCACAUUGCCUUUGGUCAGAUGCUAUACACCAUAAUAUUACAGGAAUAUCAGUUAAUGUCCACCAGCAAGUUGUUUAUUUCUCGGAAGGAGCUCUUAUUUGGGUGAAGGAAGCUGCCAACAUGUCUGAUGUGUCUGACCUGAGAAUUUUUUAUAGAGGUUCAGGAUUAAUUUCUUCCAUCUCUAUAGACUGGCUCUACCAGAGAAUAUAUUUCAUCAUGGAUGGACUGGUAUGUGUCUGUGAUUUAGAAAACUGCUCAAACUUUGAGGAAAUUACCCCACCAUCUAUUAUUGCACCUCAAAAAAUUGUGGCUGACUCUUACAAUGGGUAUGUCUUUUAUCUCCUGAGAGAUGGCCUUUACAGAGUUGACCUCCCUGAGCCACCUGGCAGGGAUGCUAAAGCUGUGCACAUCGUGGCGAGUAGUACCUUGAAAGACUUUGCCGUCAAGCCACAGUCCAAGAGAAUCAUUUACUUCAACGACACUGCCCAAGUCUUCAUGUCAACAUUUCUGGAUGGCUCGGCUUCCCAUCUUGUCCUACCUCAGGUCCCCUUUGAUGAUGUGAAGAGCUUUGCUUGUGAAAACAAUGACUUCCUUGUCACUGAUGGCAAGGCCAUUUUCCAACAGGACACACUCUCUUUUAAUGAGUUCAUUGUGGGAUGUGACCUAAGUCAUAUAGAAGAAUUUGGGUUUGGUAACUUGGUUAUCUUUGGCUCUUCUGCGCAGCCGCACCCUCUACCAGGCCGUCCGCAGGAGAUCUCUGUGCUAUUUGGCUCUCACCAAGCCCUUGUUCAAUGGAAGCCUCCUGCCCUCGCCAUAGGAGCCAGCCCUUCUGCAUGGCAGAACUGGACGUAUGAGGUGAAAGUAUCAUCACAAGACCUUCAUGAGGUCACUCACAUUUUCUCAAACAUAAGUGGGACCAUGCUCAAUGUGCCCAGGCUGCAGAGUGCUACAAAAUACAAGGUUUAUGUGAGAGCAAGUUCUCCCAAGGGACCAGGCCCCUGGUCAGAACCCUCGGUGGGUACUACCCUGGUGCCAGCUACUGAACCACCAUUCAUCAUGGCUGUGAAAGAAGAUAGGCUUUGGAGUAAACCUUUAAAUAAUUUUGGCCCAGGAGAGUUCUUAUCCUCUGACAUAGGAAAUGUGUCAGACAUGGAUUGGUAUAACAACAGCCUCUACUACAGUGAUGUGAAAGGUGACGUUUAUGUGCGGCUGCUGAAUGGGACGGUUAUCUCUGAGAAUUAUCACAUACCCAACAUUGCAGGAGCAGGUGCUUUAGCUUUUGAGUGGCUGGGUCACUUUCUCUACUGGGCUGGAAAGACAUACGUGAUACAAAGACAGUCAAUGUUGACUGGUCACACAGACAUUGUGACUCAUGUGAAACUACUGGUGAAUGACAUGGUGGUGGAUUCGGUUGGUGGCUAUCUCUAUUGGACCACGCUAUACUCUGUUGAAAGCACCAGACUAAAUGGGGAAAGUUCCCUUAUAUUACAGGCACAGCCUUGGUUUUCUGGGAAAAAGGCUGCAGCAGCCCUGUGGGUGGUCCAGAAGCUUUCUCAGACCAAGUGCAUACUGCUUGAUGCAUGCACUAAUUUGCAUUGUUUCAGCAGGACUGAGGAUGUCAUCAUCACAGAAUUUGCCGCCUGGAGUACUUCUGAAAUUUCCCAGAAUGCACUCAUGUACUAUAGUGGUCGACUCUUCUGGAUCAAUGGCUUUAGGAUUAUCACAGCUCAGGAAAUAGGUCAGAGAACCAGUGUGUCUGUUUCAGAGCCAGCUAAAUUUAAUCAGUUCACAAUUAUUCAGACAUCUCUCAAGCCUCUGCCAGGGAACUUUUCCUCUACCCCUAAGGUUAUCCCAGAUUCUGUUCAAGAGUCUUCAUUUAGGAUUGAAGGAAAUGCUUCAAAUUUUCAAAUCUUAUGGGAAGCACCUCCUCCUUUGGAUUGGGGCAUCGUCUUCUACAGUGUGGAAUUCAGUGCUCAUUCAAAGUUCCUGGCUAGUGAACAACUUCCUUUACCUGUAUUUACUGUGGAAGGGCUGGAGCCUUAUGCCUUAUUUAAUCUUUCAGUCACUCCUUAUACCUACUGGGGAAAGGGCCUCAAAACAUCUCUAUUACUUCGAGCACCUGAAACAGUUCCAUCAGCACCAGAGAACCCCAGAAUAUUUAUAUUACCAAGUGGAAAACACCUCAAUAAGAAUGAAGUUGUGAUAGAAUUUAGGUGGAAUAAACCUAAGCAUGAAAAUGGUGUGUUAACAAGAUUUGAAAUUUUUUAUCAUAUAUCCAACCAAAGUGACUUGAACAAUACAUUUAAACAAUGGAUUGCCGUCAAUGUCAUUCCUUCAGUGAUGUCCUUUCGACUGGAGGGCAUGAGUCCUGGGUACAUUGUUGCUUUCCAGGUUCGAGUUUUCACAUCUAAAGGACCUGGACCAUUUUCUGACAUAGUAAAGUCUUAUACAUCAGAAAUCAACCCAUUUCCUUACCUCAUAACUCUUCUUGGCAAUAAGCUAGUGCUUUUAGAUAUGGAUCAAAAUCAAGUUGUGUGGACAUUUUCAGCAGAAGGAAACAUCAGUGCCGUAGGCUACACAGCCGAUAACGAGAUGGGUUAUUAUGUUCAAGGAGACUCACUCUUCCUCCUGAAUUUGCAGAAUCGUUCCAGCUCUGAACUUUUCCGAGAUGCACUGGUUUCUGAUAUCACAGUUAUCACAAUUGACUGGAUUUCAAGACAUCUCUACUUUGUGAAAGAAUCACAAGAUGGAAUCCAAAUAUUUGAUAUGGAUCUUGAACACAAGGUGAAGUAUCCCAGGGAGCUGAAGAAUUGCAAAAGGAAUUCAACAAUAAUUUCUUUUUCUGUAUCUCCUCUUUUAAGUCGCUUGUAUUGGACAGAAGUUUCCGAUUUGGGCUCUCAGAUGUUCUACUACAGUAUUAUCAAUCACACCUUGCACCGCAUUCUGCAACCCGCAGCCACAAACAAACAAAAUGGAAGAAGUCAAUGUUCCUGUAAUGUGACUGAAUUUGAGUUAAGUGGAGUGAUGACUAUUGAUACCUCUAAACUAGAAAAGCCACGAAUAUACUUUGCUAAAGGGCAAGAGAUCUGGGCCAUGGAUCUGGAAGGAUGUCAGUGUUGGAGGAUUGUCAUGGUUCCUGCCAUCCUUGCAGAAAAGACACUGGCUAGCCUAACUGUGGGUGGGGAAUUUAUAUAUUGGAUCAUCACAACAAAAGAAAACACCCAGAUUUAUCAAGCAAAGAAAAGAACUGGGGCCAUCCUCUCCCUGGUGGAGGCCCGAAGGAGUAAAUGUAUCUUGGCUUACAGUUCAGUUAUGCAGCCUUUUCCAGAUAAAGCAUUUCUGUCUAUAGCUUCAGAUAUUUCAGGACCAACCAUACUUAAUGCCACUAACACAAGUCUCACAAUCAGAUUACCUCCAGCCAAGACAAAUCUUACUUGGUAUGGCAUCACCAGUCCUACACCGACAUACCUGGUUUACUAUACAGAAGUUAAUGGCAGGAAAAAGAGCUCUGACCUGGUGUAUAAAAUACUGGAGUCUCAGGAGAGUAUAGCUGUUAUUGAAAAUUUACAACCAUUUUCAACAUAUACGAUACAUACAGCUAUAAGGAAUUAUUAUUUGGAUCCUUUAGAACAUUUACCUCUGGGGAAAAAAAUUUUAGGAAAAACUAAAAGUGGAGUGCCAGAGGCAGUUUGGCUCAUUAAUACAACCGUGCUGUCAGACACCAGCCUCCUUGUGUCUUGGAGAGAAUCUCACAAGCCAAAUGGACCUGAAGAGUCAGUCCGCUAUCAGCUGGAAAUCUCAAAUCUGGCCCUAAUUCCUAAGACUCCUCUAAGACAAAGUGAAUAUCCAAAUGCCAGGCUUGCUCUCCUUGUCACUACACUGUCUGGUGGACAACAAUAUGUGUUAAAGGUUCUGGCCUGCCAUUCCAAGAAAAUGUGGUGUGCUGAAAGUCAUUCUGUCACUGUCAAAAUGUUCGACACACCAGAGAAACCUUAUGCCUUGGUCCCAGAAAACACCAGUUUGCAGUUAGAUUGGAAGGCUCCACCUGAUGUUAGCCUCAUUAGAUUUUGGUUUGAACUCCAGAAGUGGAGAUACAAUGAGUUUUACCAUGUCGAAGCUUCAUGCAGCAAAGGUCCUGCUUAUGUCUGUAACAUCACAGAUCUGCAACCUCAUACUUCCUAUGAUGUCCGAGUAGUGGUGGUUUAUAUGACAGGAGAAAACAGCACCUCACUUCCAGAGAACUUCAAGACAAAAGCUGGAGUCCCAAGUAAACCAGGCGUUCCCAAAUUAUUAGAGGGAAGUAAAGAUUCAAUACAGUGGGAAAAAGCUGAAGAUAAUGGAAGUAGACUUAUGUACUAUAUCCUUGAGAUCAGGGAGAACACUUCAAAUGAUUCAAAAAACCAGAAUUUAAGGUGGAAGAUGGUAUUUAAUGGAUCCUGCAGUAGCCUUUGCACGUGGAAGUCCAAAAACCUGAAAGGAACUUUUCAAUUUAGAGUAGUAGCUGCAAAUAGUCUUGGAUUUGGUGAAUACAGUGGAAUCAGUGAGAAUAUUAUACUAGUUGGAGAUGGUUUUUGGAUACCAGAAGCAAGUUUUGUACUUAUCACUGUGGUUGGAGUAUUUCUGGUUGUUACAAUCCCAUUGACAUUUGUGUGGCACAGAAAGUUCAAGAAUCCAAAAACUUCCAAGGAAGGCCUGACAGUUCUCCUAAACGAAGACAAGGAGUUGGCAGAGCUGCGAGGCCUGGCAGCUGGGGUGGGACUGGCUAACGCCUGCUAUGCAAUACAUACUCUUCCGACCCAAGAGGAGAUUGAAAAUCUUCCUGCUUUCCCUCGGGAGAAACUGACCCUGCGCCUCUUGUUGGGAAGUGGAGCCUUUGGAGAAGUGUAUGAAGGGACAGCUGUAGACAUCUUAGGAGAUGGAAGUGGAGAAAUCAAAGUGGCAGUGAAGACCUUGAAGAAGGGCUCCACAGACCAGGAGAAAAUUGAAUUCCUGAAGGAAGCACAUCUGAUGAGCAAGUUUAAUCAUCCCAACAUUCUGAAGCAGCUUGGAGUUUGUCUGCUGAAUGAACCCCAGUACAUUAUCCUGGAACUGAUGGAAGGAGGUGACCUUUUAACCUAUUUGCGUAAAGCCCGGAUGACAACGCUUCAUGGUCCUUUACUCAACUUGGUUGACCUGGUAGAUGUGUGUGUAGAUAUUUCAAAAGGCUGUGUCUACUUGGAGCAGAUGCACUUCAUUCACAGGGAUCUGGCAGCUCGGAAUUGCCUUGUGUCUGUCAAAGACUAUACCAGUCCUUCGCGGAUAGUAAAGAUUGGGGACUUUGGACUUGCAAGGGACAUCUAUAAAAAUGAUUAUUAUAGAAAGAGAGGGGAAGGCCUGCUCCCAGUUCGGUGGAUGGCUCCAGAAAGUUUGAUGGAUGGAAUCUUCACUACUCAGUCUGAUGUAUGGUCUUUUGGAGUUCUGAUUUGGGAGAUUUUAACUCUUGGUCACCAGCCUUAUCCAGCUCAUUCCAACCUUGAUGUUUUAAACUAUGUGCAAACAGGAGGGAGACUGGAACCACCAAGAAAUUGUCCUGAUGAUCUGUGGAAUUUAAUGACCCAAUGCUGGGCUCAAGAAUCCGAGGAAAGACCUACUUUCCAGAAAAUUCAAGACCAGCUUCAGUUAUUCAGAAAUUUUUCCUUAAGUAGUAUUUCUCAGUGCAGAGAAGAGGCAAACUCCAGUGGAGUCCUAAAUGAAGGCUUUGAAGGUGAAGAUGGCAAUAUAAUUAGUUUGAAUUCAGAUGACGUUAUGCCAGUUGCUUUAAUGGAAACCAAGAACCAAGAAGGGUUAAACUAUAUGGUCCUUGCCACAGAAAGCAGUCAAGGUGCAGAAAAUUCAGAGGGUCCUUUCUGCCCCAAGGAAUCUGAAUCUUGUAGUCUGAGGAAAGAAGAGAAGGAACCACAUGCAGACAAAGAUUUCUGCCAAGAAAAACAAGUGGCUUACUGCCCUCCUGGCAAGCUGGAAGGCCUGAACUAUGCCUGUCUCGCUCACAGUGGAUAUGGAGAUGGGUCUGAUUAAUUGUGCUGCCUGGGAAAUCAGAGUUGAGAGAAACACACCCACUGAGUGGUUACAGAAAGAAAAGAAUGGUAGAUGUGGUGGCGGGCUGACUCUAAUUUAAUACUGAAAGUUCCUUAGUUCUAGUCUGGGUUCUGAGAGCCUUUUUGGUUUCAUUUGCUGCAAUCCCCAUACCAACAGCCUAAUUCCUAAUCCAUAAUUCCUUCAGUGGAAUUAUGGGGUGAAUAACCAUGUGUGUGGAAAGCCCAGGAAGAGACAUUAAGUCUGGAAACAAAAACACUGCUGUCCUCUCCCAUGCAGUCCUUGAAGAUAUCACCUACCCUUCAUCCUGGGCUGCAAUUAAAAAAUUUUGAGACAGAAAUAGGUCAGUUCAGGGACCUGAAGGAAGAAGCACACUGCGGGGCCCACUCAGUUACAGACUGUCUCAAAGAGAACUGAGGAAAUGAUUACUGAUGUCUACACAUACAGGAGGAGCCAGCACCGGUGAUACAAGAAUCAUUUGGAAAGCUAUCACUCCAAUAAACUAUCUUUAAUCAUGACUAUAAAAUUUUUGUGUUUUUGUAUUUUGGAAGCUUAAAAGAGUAGCUUCAGACAUACUGAAAACAGGACCAUGAAGAUCUUUGAGUCUUAAAGUUGAGCAUUCUGCAAUCUCUGGAUUGCAUAAAAAUUGUCCUGUGACUAGUGUGCUAUUAUGAAAAUUAACUAAUAUAAAGAUUGUUUGGGGGGCUGAGAGUAUGGCUCAGUAGUAGAGAACUUGCCUAGCAUGUGUAGUUCUGGGUUUCAUCCCCAGCACUGCAAAAACCCAAAACAAGUCAGAACAA